UGGUACCAGUCCGUCCGCGGUCUUCCCGGUAGGACGAAGUCGAUUAAACGAAUCCGAGAGUUUCCAGUUAUAGUUCCAGUGUUAUCAUUUUAGUGAUUGUGAUUGUUUGUUACUGGAUUUGGCUUCAUAUUUUUACAGGCUGAUUUAUUUAUUUAUUUAUUUAUAUUGAUUGUUAAGUUACUGAAUAUUUGUUUUUUUUACAAGUGUGGAGAUUGUUUUUGUCUGCAAGGUGAUUAACACAUAACCACUGGCGUGAGAGGAGAGAUAACGUGGAGGCUGGUAUCAGCCAUGGGGACGGCGAAGAUGAAACAUCUUUGGCCGUUGGUGGUGUACAUAAUAUUAUCAAUAUGUCCCGCCGACUCCGUGAGAGGAGUUGGACGAGGACCAAAGAGAGAAGUAUUUUUUCUAAAUUUAGAAGACGGUUACUUCGGCUGUCAAGUAAACGCCUCGACAGAUGUACUCCAAUUAUUGGAACUCUCGAGACUUUGCGAUGGAAAAAACGAUUGUUACGAAGGGGCCGACGAAGCUCGACAAAUACUCAAAUGUUCAGAUGAUUGUACUAAAGAGGACGGUACAAAAUGUCAGAACGGAGUUUGUCUUGACUCAGUUUGUCAUUGCAAUGACGGUUUCGGCGGAUGUAAUUGUCAAGUGCCAGAUGAGAACGAGUGUAAAUACAGGCCCUGUGAUAUUUUUGCUCACUGUACGAAUACUCUUGGUGGUUUCCACUGCUCUUGUUACCCCGGUUACCGGGGAGAUGGCUUCACCUGCGAAGACAUAAACGAAUGCGAAGAUCCGACGCUCGCGUCCCGAUGCGUCGCUAAUGCCGAGUGCUGCAAUUUGCCGGCUAAUUUUCUCUGCAAAUGCAAGCCCGGGUACAGAGGCGAUGGUGAGGUACACUGCGAGGAUAUUGAUGAGUGUCAACUUCCACACUCUUGUGGAGAAAAUUCACUUUGUCAUAAUGUACCUGGUAAUUUUACGUGCACAUGUCCGCAAGGUUUUACGGGGAAUCCCUACGAAAAUUGUUACGACAUAAAUGAGUGCGAUAAUCCAGGAAGUUGCGGGCAUAAUGCCCGCUGCAUUAAUUUACCGGGUGGCUAUCGGUGCGAGUGUCCAGAAGGAUUUGAAGGGAAUCCAGAGGAUCACUGCCACGACGUUGACGAGUGUGUUCGAAGUCCAUGUGGUCGAUCAGCCUUGUGUACGAACGUCGACGGGGGUUUCAAGUGUCACUGUCCUGAUGGCAUGGACGGUGAUCCAUUCACUGGUUGCAACGAUAUCAACGAGUGCGAGUCGAACGACUUGUGCGGCAAGGACUCGAGCUGUGUAAACACUCCUGGAGGAUUUGAGUGCCAAUGUCUUCCUGGAUAUCAAAGAGAUCCAAUUCUAGGUUGCACUGAUAUUAAUGAGUGCCUGCGUGACAAUGCUUGUGCACCCAACGCAAAGUGUAUUAAUAUUUAUGGAUCGUAUACAUGUUUGUGCCCUCAAGGUUUCACGGGACACGGACUCAUUUUAUGCGAGAAUGUUAAUGAAUGCGAGAAAAAUCCCUGCGGCGAUAAUUCCGAGUGUGUGGAUACACUUGGAAGCUACCUGUGCCGAUGCAACCAGGAUUACACCGGCGACCCUUUCAAAGGCUGCACUGAUAUCGAUGAGUGUAAUGGACCAACGAAUCCAUGUGGAGUUAAUGCAGUCUGCAGGAAUUCCGUUCCUGGGUUCACUUGCGAGUGUCCUCCUGGAUACAGCGCCAAUCCUAGUCCUUCAGUUGCUUGCGAUCAGACGGACGUAACAACCCUGUGUAAGUCAAACUUCGACUGCGUGAACAACGGCGAGUGCAUAGAGGGCCAGUGCUUCUGCAAGGACGGAUUCAAGGCCGUUAGAGCGGAGUGCGAGGACCUCGAUGAGUGCGCAACGAACUUAUGCGGGCCGUCUUCAGUGUGUAUUAACACCCGAGGAAGUUAUCACUGCUCCUGUGAGACCGGUUUCGUUGGAACACCGCCGCAAAUACCCUGCAAAGCUCCAUGUGAUGGAGUCACCUGCAGCGAGCAUGCCUUCUGCAAGCCCGAUGGUCACGAGGCCUACUGCAUCUGCGAGGAUGGCUGGACCUUCAAUCCGAAUGACAUCGCCGCUGGUUGCGUCGAUAUCGACGAAUGCGACCUGGUGAACGGACCUUCUGGUCGCUGUGGUAAAAAUUCUAUAUGUACCAACACGCCUGGUGGUUUCAGUUGUCAGUGCAAGCCCGGUUACUCUGGCAAUGCCUUCAAGCAAUGCAUGGACGUAGACGAGUGUGCAAGGCCUGACGCCUGCGGUCAUGGUGCCACUUGCACCAAUACCAAUGGUGGAUAUACAUGCGCUUGUCCCGAGGACACGAUACCUGAUCCGGAUCCUUAUACCAAGUGCGUUGGAGUUGUCACCUGUGAAGCUGAUGGCGAUUGUCCUGGUAAUGCUAUUUGUGACCUGGCCAAGAGGUGUCUUUGUCCCGAGCCUAAUAUUGGAAAUGAUUGUCGACACCCUUGUGAAGACGUAUCAUGCGGUCCGAACGCCCAUUGUAUGAUCCUAAACGACAUAGCUACUUGUCUAUGCAGCAACGGCUUCACGGGUAAACCUGGCAUAAAAAGUGGUUGUACGGAUAUAGAUGAAUGCGCAGUAAAUCCUUGCCCACCAGGAGCAGUAUGUAACAAUGAAGCGGGUUCAUUCUCCUGUCAAUGUCCAAGCGGUACCACCGGAGAUCCUUACAACGGCGGGUGCAAGGAAACAGCAGUGCCCCACGUAUGUGGUCCGAAUUCGCCUUGUCCAGCCGGAGAACAGUGUGUAAAAGAUGAAUUCGUCGGUAGCAACGUGUGCAUUUGCCAGCAGAGAUACACCCGAGAUCCCGAAACCGGAAAAUGCCGGGACGUUAACGAAUGCCUGGAGCACCGGGACAAGCCACCCUGUGGCGUAAACGCGAUAUGUAAAAACCUUCCAGGAAGUUACGACUGUCAAUGCCUGCCCGGGUUCCACGGUAAUCCGUUCACCCUCUGCGAGGAGUGCAACAGCAUAGAGUGCCAAUGUCAGCCGCCUUAUAAGAUCGUAAAUGAUAAAUGUAUGCUAGCAGGCUGUUCAGGAGGUGAACCGUGUCCAAAGGGUGCCGAGUGUAUCACGAUAGCCGGCGGAGUGAGUUAUUGCGCGUGUCCUAAAGGCUAUAGCACCCAACCAGACGGCUCCUGCGAAGAUAUAAACGAGUGUACAGAAGGUCGUCAAGUUUGCGGGUACGGAGCCGAAUGUAUUAAUCGUCCAGGAUCUUACGAGUGCGUUUGUCCGCACAAUUACGGUGGAGAUCCCUACAAUGGAUUGUGCUCUCCAGCACAAAAAAGAUGCACAAGUGAUAACGAAUGCAAAGCGAAUGAAAAAUGCGUCCAACCUGGCGAGUGCGUUUGUCCUCCGCCUUUCUAUACCGACGCCUUGGAUGGAAAUCACUGCAAAAAUCCCUGCGAUAGGUUCCCUUGUGGGAUGAACGCCAAGUGCACGCCCAGUGACCCUCCGAGAUGCAUGUGCGAGACCGGUUACGAGGGAGAUCCCCAGCACGGGUGCGUUGACGUUAACGAAUGCAUCAACAAUCCUUGCGGCCACGGCGCUUACUGCCUGAACAAUCGCGGCGGACAUAUCUGCGAGUGUCCCAAGGGAUCAGUGGGCGAUCCUUACGGUUCCGGGUGUACUGGUGGAAUCCAGCCACGCCAAGAAUGCUCAACCAACAAUGACUGCGAGAAUUACCUAGCUUGUGUCCAAGGGAGCUGCGUUAAUCCUUGCGAUAACGUUCCGUGUGGUCCCAAUGCCUAUUGUGAGCCAGAUAAACACGUCCCUUGGUGCAGAUGUGUCGUGGGAUUCACCGAGGGGAACAAUAAUGAAUGCGUUUCGCAAUGCGACGGCUUUGUUUGCGGAGCUGGCGCUCAGUGUAUUGUUUCUUACGACGGUCCCACUUGCAAAUGCAUCGAAGGGUUCAUGGGAAAUCCUUUCCCGGGUGGCCAGUGUGUUCCUGAUGUCUGUUCCCCUGAAGUUCCGUGUGCUGAACCCAGUGUUUGCAUCGGUGGAAGGUGUAAGCGAAGGUGCGAGGGCGUAGUUUGUGGAAUUGGCGCGAGUUGUGAUCCCCAGACAAAUAAGUGCGUUUGCAAUCCUUACUUUGUUGGAAAUCCUGAUCUGCUUUGCAUGCCACCGAUUGAGCCUCCAAGAUGCGAACCUUCUUGCGGAGACAAUGCGCACUGUGAAUAUGAUGUAGCUGGUUUUAAAUGCGUUUGCAACCCAGGAACCUCUGGGAAUCCUUAUCAAGGAUGUGGCGCUCAGAAGAAGUCAGAGUGUACUAACUCAAUUUGUGGAAAAGACGCUAAUUGUCAUGCUGGACCAAACGCAAUUGAGUGCGUCUGUCCUCCGGGAUUCGCCGGUAAUCCUUAUAUUCAGUGUCAUGACAUCAAUGAGUGCAGCGGAAACGCUUGUGGAAGUAACGCAGUGUGUCUUAAUACCCUCGGCAGUUACGAUUGUAGGUGCAAAGAAGGAUUUUUUGGAAAUCCCUUCGUUGGGUGCCUGGCUAUCGAAUCUGGACCUUGUACUGAUCCAGCGACUUGUCACUGCAGUAAUGAAGUUCCGUGUCCUUAUAGUCACACAUGCGUUGAAGGAAGCUGCGUUAACAAGUGCAGUAGCACCCAAUGUGGUCCCAAGGCUGAUUGCCAGGACGGAAAUUGUAUUUGUCCGUCAGGAUACAUCGGAAAUCCUCAUGAUUUGGUCAAAGGAUGUCAUCUUAAAGCGCAUUGCUCCAAUGAUCUUGAUUGCGAGUCGCAGCAGAUUUGUUUCCAAGUUGGCAAAGGUGUCAGGAAAUGCGUAGACGCUUGCAGUAAACUUCAGUGCGGUCCUAACGCAUUCUGUGUGACGCAAAAUCAUAUAUCCUCCUGCAUUUGCAUUGAUGGGUACUUUGGAAAUCCGAGUAAUCUUGUAGACGGAUGCCAGCCUGAUAGAUCAAUUGCUCCGCCAGUUUGUUCGCAAGAUUCCGACUGCGCUGAAGGUUUUUUCUGCAUUUUGCUGGACAAUGGGAUUCACGACUGCAUUAAUCCGUGCAGUAAAGUAGUCUGUGGUGCUUACCAACACUGCGAGCCUGAUGGAAGUGGUCACGCGACUUGCAAGUGUCAGGAUGGAUACGAGUGGAAUCCCGUGAGUUCAAACUGCGAGAAGCCAUCAGUGCCUGAUUGCAUUGUUGACAAUGAUUGCCAUUCAACGGAAGCUUGCAGGCCAGACGCUUUGGGAGUUCUGAAGUGUAUAUCAUCUUGCAAAUCAUUCACGUGUCCUCUGAACUCUCAGUGUAUCGCUAACAAUCAUCAAGCAGCUUGCGAAUGCCUCUUAGGAUUCGCAGGAAAUCCAAAUGACCGGCAAGGCUGCCAGAGCGCUAGGCAAAACAGGUGUUCUACAGAUUCCGAGUGUUCAGAAGACCAAACCUGCAGGACUUCCAACGACGGGGCGUUACUUUGUCUCCCGGUUUGUGACUUUGUUACUUGCGGGCCUGGAGCAAUUUGUGUGGUUAACAACCACGUUGCUAACUGCGAGUGUCCUCCAGGAUUAUACGCCGGAGAUCCUAAUGGAGCAAGCGGAUGCAAACCAGUCCCGUGUGUCUAUAACAUCGACUGUCCGCCUACUCAAUUGUGCGACCGUCUUAGUCACACUUGUCAUGACGUUUGUGAAGAAAACGCUUGUGGGACCAACGCAGUGUGCAUUGCAAACGACCAUCGCGCGGUCUGCCAAUGUCCGCCGGGUUUCAAAGCGAAUCCAGUAGCCGAUGUAGAGUGUGUGGGCGUAGAAGCUUGUAAUCCGAACCCUUGUCAUCCUACGGCGAUUUGCGUGGUAGGAGCUGCUGAUUCUCCUGUUUGUCAGUGCCAACCCGGUCAAGUGGGAGAUCCUUACGGUUCUGGGUGCCAACCAGAGGGCUCGUGUGUCUCCAACAAAGACUGUCCCAAGCAAUCAGUGUGUCAGAACCACCGCUGCAUAAACCCUUGCGAAGACGCCUGUGGGAAGAACGCGAUUUGCGAGAUAAUAAACGGCGAGCCGAUUUGCCGAUGUGUUAAUCGAUUUGUUCCUUCAGUAGAAGGCCCACAGAACGGAUGCGUGCGUGGAACUAAUUACUGCCUCAUUUCAGCUGACUGUGACGUCGGUAAUUGUCUGGACGGGCAGUGCCGUGCCGUUUGUAGAUCUACCGAUGACUGCGCGCAGGGAGAGAAAUGUAUCAACAGUGUUUGCUCGGUUCCUUGCGUUACUCCCAGCCAGUGUCAAGCGGAUCAGACUUGUCACAACGGAGCGUGCAUCCUGGGAUGCCGCAGCAGCAAGAGUUGUCCUUCGGACCAAUCAUGCAUCAAUAAUCAGUGUCAGAAUCCUUGUUCGCUGAAAGAAAACGUCUGUGGAGCGAACGCUAUCUGCAACUGCAUCGAUCACGCGACUUCUUGCUCAUGUCCUGCGGGCUUCUCGGGGAAUCCAACACCUCAGCAAGGUUGCGUGAGAGUCCCCAACAUCUGCCACUCGAACCAAGACUGUCCAGCUCAACACUUCUGCGACAAGGGAUUCUGUCAGUGCUCGUGUUCUUCAAAGAAUGAUUGCGCUCAAGGCGAACGCUGUAAAAACGGCUACUGCGCUAAGGUUUGCUACGGGAACGGAAACUGCUUGCCAGGAGAGCUUUGUGUUGAUGGAAGCUGCGAGAUUGGAUGCACUUCUGACACUGGGUGCCGCGCUGACGAAGUUUGCAUCAAUGGAAAGUGCAAAUGCAGCCACGGUUUCAUCGCUGGGCCUGAUACUUGCUUGGACAUCAACGAGUGCGAGGAACAUCCUUGCCAUCCUAGCGCAGAGUGUAUCAACCUUCAUGGUACUUACAAGUGUGUCUGUCCUCAAGGAACUGCUGGAGAUCCAGUAGGUACCGGUUGCUUGACGCCACAUCAGUGCGAGAACCAUCAUGAUUGUCCAGAUUCGCAGUCUUGCAUCCACUUUAGCUGCGCAGAUCCUUGCAGCCUCGUCGAUUGUGGGCCUAAUACGAUUUGUUCGGUGAUAGAUCAUGUAGCAGGAUGUCAAUGCCAGUCAGGAUACAUUGGAGACGCUUCGGGAUGCUUCAAAGUUGAGUGUCUUACAGACAACGAGUGUCCGAAAGACAAGUACUGCAAUUUGGAAAGCAACAAGUGCGCUAGUCCUUGCAACAGAGUCAACUGCGGGUACGGAAUCUGCAUAGCAGUGAAACACAACGCAGUUUGUCAAUGUCAUCCAGGGUACGGAUUGAUUGGAGACACUUGCCUGGACGUUGAUGAAUGCCUGGACCAUCCUUGCCACUCUACCGCAGUUUGCCAGAACACUGAAGGUUCCUUCUACUGCUCUUGUCCGCAUGGUCUCGUUGGAGAUCCCAUUGGUCUAGGUUGCAAGCUUCCUGGUGACUGUUUUGCCGACAAUGACUGCCCUAAUUCCGCAUCUUGCAUUGACAAUACUUGCAGGAAUCCUUGCGAUAUUCCGAACACUUGCGGUCAUAACGCAGAAUGUCUUGUCCGAAACCACGUUCCGGAGUGUCGCUGCGCUGGACAAAGCUCCGGAAACCCCAAAAUUGAGUGCAUCAGGUUCGAAUGUAACUACCACAGCGACUGCGGAGCCUCCCAUGCUUGUUUCGACAACAAAUGCGUGGAUCCUUGCUCGGUUCCGAAUGUAUGUGGUCAAGGCGCUGAUUGUUCUUCGCUGAACCACUCGGCAGUGUGCACCUGCCAACCUGGAGGCACUGGAGACCCUAAUUUAGGAUGCACUCCUGUUCAAUACUGUAAGACUGACAGCCAGUGUCCAACCGGAGCUUCCUGCAACGGAGGAAUCUGCACUGCGCUUUGUACUUCAAUAAGAGACUGCAUCGGCGACCAAUUGUGCAUCGACGGACUCUGCCGUCCGACUUGCAAGUCAAACUCGACUUGUCCGGAGUAUCAGUACUGCCAGAACAACAUUUGUGUUCAAGAACUGCGCUGCACUUCGGACAACGACUGCGGGUACGACGAAAAAUGCAUCAGGAACAAUCUUGGACAGGCAGAGUGUCGUCAAGCCUGCGAACUGAUUCUCUGCGGAAGAAAUGCAGGGUGUAAGUCUGAUAAUCACAAAGCUACUUGCGCUUGCGAUCGCGGGUUCUUCGGCGACGCUUACGACGACAAGAUGGGCUGCCAGCCGAUUGAGUGCGAGAGCCACAACGACUGCUCCGACGAAAAGAUUUGUGAUUUGCACAAGUGUAGGAUAGCUUGCCUCGCGCACAAUCCUUGCGGACAAAACGCUAUUUGUUCGACGAACAACCACCAGCAAGUCUGCACCUGCCAACCUGGAUACACCGGAGAGCCUACGCGUGGUUGUGAUCUCAUAGACUUCUGCCUGAAAUCUCCUUGCGCUCCAGGUGCUGUUUGCACCAAUUCCCGCGGAUCUUUCCGCUGCCACUGCCAAUUAGGAACCGUAGGAGACGCUUACAACAGCGGGUGCCAAACCCCUGUUGAGUGUCUCAGAGACCAAGACUGCCCAAUCACUGCCAGGUGCAUUGAAAUCAACGGAGUUCCCAAGUGCGCUGAUGUGUGUUCAAGAAUCCGCUGCGGUCCUAACGCUGAAUGCAUCCCGGGAGAGCACGUAGCCUCCUGCAGCUGCAGACUCGGCUACGAUGGAGACGCCAAUGAUCUCAGAGUAGGCUGCCGUCCUUUGCCGACCGCCUGUUCCACUUCUUCAGAGUGUCCUGCUAAUACUUACUGCUACGAGAACAUCUGCAGACCUUCCUGCCAAUCCGAUGAAGAGUGCAACCUGACUGACCGGUGUCUCAACGGACAAUGCCUAGAUCCUUGCGAAGUUCGCACCGCUUGUGGAAUAAACGCUGACUGCCAGGUCAAUAACCACAUCAAGCGCUGCAGCUGUCCUCCAGGAUUCACAGGAAACUCCGAAAUUGAGUGCGUAAGACUCCCAGUUUCUUGCAACGGAGACGAAGAUUGCAGCCUUGGAAACACCUGCAGGGACAAUGUUUGUCUUCCAACUUGCACUUCUGACAACCAAUGCGCGUUUAACGAGAAAUGCGUGCGUGGAAACUGUCUUCUGACCUGCAGACUGGACAACGAUUGCUUCCUAGGUCACAUCUGCUUGAACAACAUGUGUUCUUAUGGUUGCAGAGGAGACGAGGACUGCAACGCUAAUGAAGCUUGCGCCUCCAACAAGUGUGUGAAUCCCUGCGACGUAACUCCCUGCGGCCCUAACGCUAAUUGCAUUGCAACAAACCAAAGAGCUUCUUGCGCUUGCCCUGACGGAUUCAUGCCCAAUCCUUCCGCUAGGAUAGCUUGUCUCCGAGCGCCAGGACUUUCUUGCCAAGCUAACAGAGACUGUCCCUUAGGAGCGGCGUGCGUAGCCGGUUCCUGCGUAGCAGUCUGCUCUUCCAAUACCAAUUGUUUGAGCAACGAGCGCUGUGACUCUUCAGGAAUUUGCCGAGCGCUUUGUCGCCAGGACGAAGACUGUCGCAGCGGAGAGAUUUGCGAAGGUCUUGUUUGCCUUGCAGGUUGCCGAGCGGAUAUUGAGUGCGCGGAAAACUUGUCUUGCAUCAACAACCAGUGCGUGGAUUCUUGCAGUCUUCCUGAUUGUUGUGGCACAAACGCCAAUUGUGCGAUGUUAAAUCAUCAGAAGCAAUGCAGCUGUCCUGCUCCGUUGGUUGGAGAUCCUUUGACUGGAUGUCGCAGGAACUUCAUUCCUUGCAGCGACUCUUGUCCUCCUGGUCACACCUGCAAUGGAGGAUCCUGCUACGCCACUUGCAGGAGCGACUCGAAUUGUUUGAAUGACGAACGCUGCGAAGCGGGAGUCUGCAAAGCGAUCUGCAACAGUGAUGAUCAUUGUUCUCCGGGUCAGAUCUGCGAGAACAGAAUUUGUGAGCUGGGAUGUCGCAGUGAUAAUGCUUGCUCUAGUGAUGAGUCUUGUAUUAACAACAAAUGCCAGAGUCCUUGCGAAGGAGGUAAAGCUUGUGGAGAAUGCGCUGGCUGCAGAGUUGUUAAUCACGCUGCGCAAUGCAGCUGUCCGCCUAACUACUACGGAAACGCUUUAAUAAGCUGCACCAAGUCUCCCGUUCCUUGUGACGGAGUCUGUGAGUGCGACGAGGUCGGCUACUGCGUCAGAAGCUGCUCUGUCAAUGAAAAUUGCGCUUGUGGAGAAGUUUGCGAUAACAGAAAGUGCCGCAUCAAGUGCGACGCUAACAAUUCUUGCAAAAAAGGUUACAUCUGCAAUUCUGGAAUCUGCUUAGCUGGAUGUCGAACUCACAGCGACUGUCCUACGUCUUUGUCGUGCAACAACGGACAGUGUGAAGAUCCGUGUCUUUAUAAUGGAUCUCCGUGUGGAAUCAACGCGCUCUGCAAGGUCUCGGGUCAUCGCGCAGUAUGUUUGUGUCCGGAAGGAUAUCAAGGAGAGCCGAGUCAGGAGUGCUACCAACUGGAGUGUCUUCGUCAUGAGGACUGCGAACCUACUAAGCGGUGCAGCGAUGAUGGAGUCUGCACUAAUCCGUGUCUUCAACAUGGAGUCUGUGGGUUCAAUGCUCAGUGUAGAGUUGUUGAUCGCACUGCUCAGUGCUCCUGCCCUCCAGGACACUACGGAAAUCCGAAGAUCAAUUGCAAACCUGGGACUGAUGAGUGUCUGAGGAGACCUUGUGGCGUUAAUGCUAAGUGUCGCGAAACUGCUGGAGGAUUCGAGUGCAGUUGCGCUCCGGGUUGCUACGGUGAUCCUCAUCAGGUCUGUAUCUGCGAUGAUGAUCUUUGCAGAGACACCAGCUGUGGCGUCAAGGCUGCUUGUCGGGUUUAUAAUAACCAACCUCAGUGCUACUGUCCUCCGGAGUAUCCUGCUGGAGAUCCUAUGCAUGAAUGUAGCGUUGAUCGCAGCUCACUUGACUGCAGAACAAUCGGUUGUGGUAAGGGCGCAGAAUGUAUUCGCGAUGGUACCAUUUUUGUCUGUAGAUGCCCUCCAGGUACCACUGGAUCUCCAGAUGCUGAAUGCAAGACCGAACGAGAGUGUACCAGUGACUCGGAGUGUCCAAACGAGAAGUCCUGUAUAAACCUGCACUGUCUGGAUCCAUGCCUGCUAAGAGGCGCUUGCGGAAAGAACGCGUUGUGCCGGGUGGUCCUGCACAAGCCGCGAUGUACCUGCCCGCAGUGUUACGUGGGAAUGCCCCAGACGUCGUGCAAGCCAGAUCCAAAAUGCGAGUCACAAUACCCGCGUCCAAGCCCGCCGCGAAUCGGCUGCAAGAAAGACGCAGACUGUCCUGAGACUUUGGCGUGCAACGGCGCGACUGGAGAGUGUCGAGACCCUUGUACAAGCAGCAUCACGUCGACGAGCAUCAGCAACACUUCUGCGAUCAUCACCGGAACCAGCAACCACGGCUGCGAACCGAAUAAACGUUGCCAGGUCCGGGAUCACCAGCCUAUGUGCGUCUGCAAGCACGGCUUCGUCGUUAAUGACGUCGGAGAACUGACCUGCGCUCCCGACACGGCUUCCUGUGCUAGAGACGUUGAUUGUCCUUCAAACGCGGCUUGCAUUCAUGGAAAGUGCCAGAACCCUUGCACCUCACGAUUGAAGCAAUCGGCUCCCUGUCCAGCAGACAAGCUCUGCGACGUGCUUGAUCAUCGUCCCAUUUGCAUUUGCACCCAGAACUGCAAUCCUUCCCUGUCCAUUUGCCUACGAGACAGUGGCUGCUCACCGGACUUGGCCUGCCGGAACUAUAGAUGUGUGGAUCCAUGCCGGAACUCUACUUGCCCUGCUGACGCCCCCUGUUACGUCGAGGAUCACAAGCCCGUCUGCAAGUUCUGUCCCCUUGGUUUCGUGCCUGAUACUAAAUACGGAUGCAUGAAAGAUGUCAAGUGCUCUGACCACAGCGACUGUCCUUCACAACUGGCUUGCAUUAAUCAGCAAUGCUUGAAUCCUUGUACACUCGGAAAUCCUUGUGAUUACGUUGAAGAAUGUCACGUCCAGGAUCAUCGACCGGUUUGCGUUAAAGCCAAUGAUAAAUCUUCCGGAUGUCCGUACUGUCCACUAGGCCAUCAGUGUGAUACUUCAACCAACACCUGCAUUAAAGCCGGUUGCAAUAGCGACGACGAAUGCCCGGUGUGGGAGAUCUGCGUGGGACAUAUCUGCCAGGACCCUUGUCGCAUCAAAAACCCGUGUGCUGCUCACGCUGUCUGUAUCAACACGAACCACGGUACUGAUUGUAGCUGCGAAGAAGGCUAUCACGGCAAUGCAUUCAGUCUUUGCAGUCCUGUAUCAAGCACUGGAGAUGUCUGUCAAUACAACGAAGAUUGUCCACCUAACAAACUGUGCGACCGGUUGAACCGCCGCUGUAUCAACCCUUGCUUCGAGGACAGCUGCGGAAGCAACGCAGAGUGCUUCACGGAAGAUCAUACCGCAAAAUGCAGAUGCUUACCAGGCUACGAAGGAAACCCGCAGGUUGCCUGCGAGGGUUCCGGGUCGAAUCCGUGUGUUCCAAACCCAUGUGGCUUAGAAGCAAUGUGCGAAGUAGACAACGGUGACCCGAUCUGCUUCUGCCCCAAAGGAAUGACAGGAAAUCCUUUCGAACAUUGUGUUCCUGAAGGAGACAAGUGCCAGGGCAACCCCUGCGGUCUUAACUCAGGCUGCCGAGUCAUCCAAGGCCAGAUCACUUGCUUCUGUCUUCCAGGAUACGAAGGAAGUCCUCCAGCGACUGCUUGCUUCGUCCCAGAGAAUCCUUGCGAGCCAUCCCCUUGUGGGCCUAACACCAGGUGCAACAUCCUUAACAACGGAAUCGCUAAGUGCUCAUGUCUUCCAGGAUUUAUCGAAAGUCCGAACACAGUCCGAGGAUGCGUUGAGCAAACUCACCCAUGCGAGCCAAAUCCUUGCGGGUACGGCGCAGUUUGCGAUGCAAACCGCACUCCGCCGUGCUACUGCCCGGAAAAUACCAUCGGAAAUCCUUAUAAAGCGUGCACAGUCAACGUUGAAGUUCCUCUGUGCCAGCCUGGACCCUGUGGAGUCAAUUCCGAUUGCUACGUGUCAGAAAACCGCGAGCAAUGCUACUGCAAGCCCGGAUUCAUCGGUGAUCCUUACACGGGUUGUCAUCAGCCGCCUAGCAGCGCUUGCCAGCCCAAUCCUUGCGGCAGGAACGCCAUCUGCCGGGUUACAAGCUCCAACAAGGCCAUCUGCGAGUGUUCUCCAGGAACAUCAGGAGAUCCUACAAGUCCAGCUGGAUGCGACAGCUUUGAGUGCACCAAAGAUGACGACUGUCUUCAAACUCACGCUUGCAUUGGUCACAAGUGUCAGAAUCCUUGCAACGGAGCUUGCGGAGUCAACGCUAACUGUCGUGUGGAAUCACACCACCCGGUUUGUUACUGCAGAAAAGGACUCCAAGGCAAUCCAAUCCUCAGAUGCUCUCCGCCCAUGACACCAGAGCCAGUGAAGAAUUCUUGCUACCCAAAUCCUUGCGGUCAGAAUACUUUGUGCCAAGUUUUGAAGGACCGGGCAGUCUGUUCAUGUCUUCCAGGAUUCUUGGGUGACCCACAGACUGGUUGUCAUCCGGAGUGUAUGAUAAACUCAGACUGUCCUCAUGACAAAGCCUGUUUGAACAUGCAGUGUGUGAAUCCUUGCAGUCUAGGAAAUAUUUGUGGCACCAACGCCGAGUGUCGCGUAUCUCAUCACACUGCCACUUGUCUCUGUCGGCCAGACUACUUUGGAAAUCCGUUUAUCCGAUGCACACCUAAAUCUAGUAUCGUUAUGGACAAGUACCCCAACAUCACUCAUCCUUGCUCGCCUUCACCCUGCGGACCUUUUGACUACUGUGAGACCUUCACUGACCAAGUGGCAAUGUGUGGUGGCUGCGAUCUUCAAGACAAUUCUUGGUGCCGUCCAGAGUGUCUUUGCAACAGCGACUGCCCCUUCGACCACGCUUGCAUAGGCUGGAAGUGUGCUGACCCUUGCUUGGGAACUUGCGGCGUAAACGCCAAUUGCGAAGUCAUCUGGCAUCAACCAGUCUGCAGUUGUCCUACUGGACUCUACGGAAAUCCGUACCAAGGGUGCAUUCCUGAAGACACUGAUCAUCGCGACCCUUGUAGCACUACUCAGUGUGGAGCCAAUGCGAUUUGCCGUGAAAACCAAGGAGCUACUACUUGUGAGUGCUUGGAAGGCUACUCCGGCAAUCCAUUCUUCGCUUGUCACGUUGAGUGUGUCCAAAAUUCAGACUGUCCGUUGACCAAGGCUUGCUCUAAACACAAGUGCGUCGAUCCUUGUCACAGCGCUUGUGGAACUGGAGCCUCCUGCGACGUGAUUAAUCACUACCCAGUCUGUUUCUGCGACGCGAAUCUCUCCGGAGAUCCUUUUGUUCAUUGCUACCCUCACAAAGAAGUAGGUCCAGUGAUAGUACCCCAGUCAAAUCCUUGCGACCCUUCACCCUGUGGACCAAACAGCAGGUGUCUAAUUUCACCACGAGGUUACGCCACUUGCUCAUGCUUACCAGACUUCCGUGGAAGCCCGCCUUUGUGUAACCCCGAGUGUAUCGUCAGCUCAGAUUGUCUCCAAAUCCAGGCUUGCAUCAACAACAAGUGUGUGAACCCAUGCAACGGAAUCUGCGGUCACGGUGCUUUGUGUUUAGUGAUAAAUCACAACCCAGUUUGCAGUUGUCCUGCUACUUACGAAGGAGAUCCUUUCGUAGCUUGCGUUCCAAUGAACAAAGAAGAACUCGAACCCACAUCUUCAUGCCAUCCGUCGCCUUGUGGUCCUAACUCAGUCUGCCAGAUAAAGAUGGGCCGCCCAGUGUGCUCCUGUCAGAGUACCUUCAUAGGAAGUCCACCGAACUGCAGACCAGAGUGUCUCAUCAGCCAGGAAUGUCCGAUAGACCAAGCUUGCGUGGCGAACAAAUGCAUCCACCCUUGUCCUCACAGCUGCGGACCCAAUUCCGAGUGCGCUAUCAUCAACCACACGCCCUACUGCUCUUGCAAGCCUGGAUAUGAAGGCGACGCGUUUGUUGGGUGUACUAUGGUGCCUAUUCAACCAACGCCACCUGAUGAUCCUUGCAAUCCUUCGCCUUGUGGCAACAAUGCAAUCUGUAAUGUGGUAAAUGGCGUUGCUAGGUGCACUUGCAUUCCUCCGUACGUCGGAAAUCCUUACGUUGGAGGUUGCAAGCCUGAAUGUAUGAUCAAUUCAGACUGCGCUAACCACCUGGCUUGCCUGAACCAACACUGCAGAGACCCUUGUCCAGGAAUCUGUGGCUUUAACGCCCAAUGCGAGGUGUCUAAUCACAUUCCCACGUGCUCUUGUCUCUCAGGAUACUCCGGAGACCCGUUCCAGACUUGUAAGAUUGAAAAAAUGAACGUCCCACCGCAGAAUCCAUGCACACCAUCACCCUGUGGACCUUACAGUAUUUGCAGAGUGGCCAACGACCGCGCGGUCUGCUCUUGCAGUCCAGGAUACAGAGGAACUCCACCUUCCUGCAGACCUGAGUGUCUCGUCAGUUCGGAGUGUGCUCCGCAUUUAGCUUGCAUUGAUCAGAAGUGCAGCGAUCCUUGCCAAGGCGUCUGUGGUUACAACGCGCUUUGCCAAGUCAGCAACCACAAUCCUAUCUGCAGCUGCCCUGAAAGACACACUGGAGAUCCGUUUGUCCAGUGCUCUGAGGUUCCUAAAGUAGUUGAACCGACGAACCCUUGUGUGCCUUCUCCGUGUGGUCCAAACGCUCAAUGCCGGGUCCAGAACAACCGCCCAGUCUGUUCGUGUCUAACUGGAAUGUUUGGCGCGCCGCCUUACUGCCGACCUGAGUGUCUGAUCAACCAAGACUGUCCCAACUACCUGGCUUGUUUACAAAACAGCUGUGUGAACCCUUGCGUCGGGUCUUGCGGCAUCAACGCCAAUUGUAUCGUCAGGAACCACCGACCAAUCUGUCAAUGCCAAAAAGGAUUCGAAGGUGAUCCGUUCUCCGCUUGCAACCAGCGCGAAAUGACACCAGUUGCACCACCUAGCGAGCCUUGUAACCCAUCACCUUGUGGUUCCAAUGCAGUUUGCAAUGAAAGGAACGGAGCUGGAUCCUGUACUUGCUUGCCGGACUACACCGGAGAUCCCUACGACGGCUGCAGACCUGAGUGUGUUCAGAACUCGGAUUGUCCUCACUCCAAAGCUUGCACGAACAACAAGUGCAAGGACCCGUGUGUUGGAGCUUGUGGGCUUAAUGCUCAGUGCCAAGUCUUCAAUCACCAGCCAUCGUGUAGUUGUCUUUCAGGAUACACCGGAAACCCUCUGACUUCUUGCUAUGUUCCAUCAUCAGCUCCAACCGUUCCUGAGAACGCCUGCGAACCGUCACCUUGUGGACCUUACAGCAAUUGUCGCGUCAUUGACUUCCAUGCUGUGUGCUCUUGUCAACCAGGAACCAUCGGAAGCCCACCAACUUGCAGACCCGAGUGUGUUAUUAGCACAGACUGCGCUCAGAACAAGGCUUGCAUCAAUCAGCGCUGCGAAGAUCCUUGCGUCGGAACUUGUGGGCUCAAUGCACGCUGCCAAGUUAUCAACCACAACCCGGUUUGCAUUUGUAUGAACGGUUACACUGGAGAUCCAUUCUCUGGAUGUUUGAAGGAAGAACCUAAGAUUCCUGGACCAGAACCUGGCGGAAAUCCAUGCGUGCCUUCACCUUGUGGCCCGAACUCUCAGUGUCGGGUUAUAGAUGGGUUCCCAGCUUGCUCUUGUCUUCCCAACUACGUCGGCAGAGCUCCUAAUUGCAGACCCGAGUGUGUGAUAAACGAAGAAUGUCCUGGAAAUCUGGCGUGUCAGAACGAACGGUGCUCAGAUCCUUGUCCGGGUUCUUGUGGGGUCAACACUUUCUGCGAUGUCGUAAAACACAAUCCGGUUUGUAAUUGCAACCCAGGAUUCACCGGUAAUCCAUUCAUUGAAUGUACGCCUCAGUUGCAAGAGCCUUACACUACAGAAAAGCCAAGAACACCUUGUGAUCCUUCACCUUGUGGUGCUAACGCUGUUUGCAAUGAAAGAAACGGAGCUGGAUCUUGUUCUUGCAUUCCAGAAUACUUCGGAGAUCCUUAUACUGGUUGCAGACCUGAGUGUGUUACUAACAACGACUGUGGAAGAACAAAGGCUUGCUUGCACAAUAAAUGUAUCAAUCCCUGCGCUGGAACUUGCGGACCCAAUGCUUCUUGUCGGGUAGUAAACCACGCGCCGUCGUGUACUUGUCUAGCAGGUUACACUGGAGAUCCAACGACUGGUUGUUCCGUGUUAGAGAUCGUCACCAAGUCGCCGAUAACUGAUCCAUGCGAAGCAGCGCCCUGUGGACCCAACAGCAACUGCAGAACGCUGAACGGCCACGCAGUUUGUUCCUGCAAGAGCGGGUUCAUUGGAACUCCACCAACUUGCAGGCCCGAGUGUAGUAUCAGCACAGAGUGUCCAAGGAGCAAAGCUUGCGUGAACAACAAGUGCAUCAAUCCUUGCCAGUCAGCUUGUGGAGAGAACACCAAGUGCCUGGUUGUCAACCACAGCCCGAUUUGCACCUGUGCUGGUGGUUACACUGGAGAUCCCUUCGUUGCUUGCAGCAAGGUUGAGCUAACACCAGGACCUGGAAGAGAAGACGAAGAUCCUUGCGUGCCUAAUCCUUGUGGACCUCAUUCCCAGUGCAAGGUUGUAGGCUCGCAGCCAGCUUGCUCUUGCGCGCCUAACUUCUUGGGCCGCCCACCAAAUUGCAGACCUGAGUGCAGAGACAACUCAGAGUGUCCUACGACUAUGGGAUGCAUCAACCAGCGGUGCAAGAACCCCUGUCCUGGAGCUUGUGGAGACAUGGCAAGGUGCUCGGUGUUGAAUCACUCUCCAGUUUGCUCUUGUCCUGAAGGAUACACUGGAGAUCCAAGUACUCAAUGUACGCCUGCUAUGCCAUCGAUUCCCGAACCUAGACCAACCAACCCAUGUCUUCCAAAUCCUUGCGGACCCAACGCGCAAUGCAGAGAAAGAAACGGAGCUGGAGCUUGUGCUUGUCCUGCUGACUUCAUCGGCGAUCCUUAUGACAAUAUCAAAGGCUGUCACCGUGAGUGUGAAGUCAAUGAUGACUGCGUUCCUCAUCUGGCGUGUGUUGGGUUCAAGUGUACCAACCCGUGUCCUGGAACUUGUGGAACUUUGUCAAUUUGCCAGGUAGAGAAUCAUGUUCCUAGAUGUCAAUGUCCGCCUGGAUACACUGGAGAUCCUUUCUACGCCUGUAAUGAAGAAACUAAAGAGAUUUUACCACCACAGGACCCUUGUUCUCCAACUCCAUGUGGUCCUAACAGCAAAUGCAGGACUGUCAACAGCCAAGCGGUCUGUACAUGUCUUCCAGACUACAUCGGAGCGCCUCCAUCCUGUCGACCAGAGUGUAUAGUCAACGCUGAGUGUCCAGUUCAUCUUGCUUGCAUCAACAGAAAGUGUGCUGAUCCUUGUCCAAACACUUGUGGCGUUCGUGCUCAAUGCACCACCAAGAAUCACAAUCCAAUCUGCACUUGUCCUGCUGGCUUCACUGGAGAUCCAUUCACUCUCUGCAUACCACAAGUUGAAGUACCAGUUACUUCAACACCAAGACCACCAUCUUGCAAUCCAUCUCCAUGUGGUCCUAAUUCACAGUGUCAGAUGGUCUUUGGCAAUCCAGCUUGUUCCUGUCUUCCAAACUACAUCGGAGUGCCUCCAGAGUGUCGGCCGGAGUGUAUCAUUAGCUCUGAGUGCAAGAGCCACCUGGCUUGUGUUAACCAACGCUGUCAAGAUCCUUGCUCAGGUUCCUGCGGAUUCAACGCCCAGUGUCAUGUUCUGAACCACAUUCCAGUUUGCACAUGCAUGGAAGGAUUCACUGGAGAUCCGUUUACAGAGUGUUCGCUGAUUCCACCGACUACUCAAGCACCAAUUCAAGCAGAUCCUUGCGCUCCCUCGCCUUGUGGUCCUAAUGCUAUCUGCAGAGCCGGAGAAUGUACUUGCUUGCCAGAGUACUUCGGAAAUCCGUAUGAAGAGUGUCGACCUGAAUGUGUGCUGAACUCAGAGUGUCCUAGAGACAAGUCAUGUCUUCGCAAUAAGUGUGUGGAUCCUUGUCCAGGAAGAUGUGGCCAGAAUGCUGAAUGCGACGUUGUAAAUCACAUACCAGUGUGUUCUUGUCGUUCAGGAUUCAUUGGAGAUCCAUUUAUCAACUGCAGAAUCCAGCAAGACACUCCUGAAAACAAGAGAGAUCCUUGCUCGCCAUCUCCAUGCGGACCUAACAGUCAAUGUCGCAACGUGGAGAACCACGCAGUCUGUUCCUGCCUCUCAGGAUACUUAGGAACACCACCUAUGUGCCGUCUAGAGUGUUUGACUAGUUCAGAGUGUCCUCCAACACGCGCUUGCAUCAGCAACAAAUGUACCGACCCAUGUCUUGGAUCUUGUGGCCUCAACGCAAGAUGCGAAGUCAUCAACCAUUCGCCGAUUUGCAGCUGCCCUCCCGGACAAACUGGCGAUCCUUUCAGAAGCUGCUACGAGAUUACCAUGCCAGCGGAGCCUAAAGAUCCCCAAGAUCCUUGCUCGCCAUCGCCUUGUGGACCCAACGCACAGUGUCAGAACAACGAUGGAAUUCCUGCUUGCUCAUGUCUGCCUAAUUACAUCGGAUCUCCACCAUCCUGCAGACCAGAGUGUGUAAUAAACCCUGACUGUCCAUCAAACCAAGCUUGCAUCAACUCACGGUGUGUUGACCCAUGCCCAGGAUCUUGCGGAGAUUUCGCAGAUUGUCGCGUCAUCAACCACGCAGUCACUUGCAGCUGUACCAGUGGCUACACUGGCAACCCAUUCGUCCAGUGCAUGAUAGAGCAACCGGAAACGAUCAACCCUUGCGAGCCAUCACCUUGCGGUCCUAAUGCUAUCUGCCAACAACGAGACAACGCAGGUGCUUGUGUUUGCAUCGACGACUACCACGGCAAUCCCUACGAAGGCUGCCAACCGGAGUGUAUCCUCAGCUCGGAUUGUCCAACGAACAAAGCUUGCGAGAGAAACAAGUGUGUGGAUCCUUGUCCAGGAGUCUGUGGCACUCAAGCCCAGUGCUCGGUCAUCAAUCACAUACCAACUUGCACUUGUCUUCCAGGAUUCAUCGGCGAUCCUUUCACUGCUUGUACAUUCCAAGUAGAGUCAACAACUCCAGGAAUAAGUUUAGAUCCUUGCAAUCCAUCUCCUUGCGGACCAAAUAGUCUCUGUCGGACCAUCAACGACCAGGCUGUGUGUACCUGCCAAGCUAACUACAUCGGAGCUCCACCAAACUGCCGUCCAGAAUGUGUCGUCAACACGGAAUGCGCUCAGAAUCGCGCUUGCUACAAAUACAAGUGCAAUGACCCGUGUCCUGGAACUUGUGGCAUUGGAGCAGACUGCCGUGUGAUUAAUCACAACCCUCUCUGCAGCUGUCCCGCUGGUACAACCGGAGAUCCAUUCUCCCGAUGCUACCAAGCCGUAGAAGUGCCACCAACAAGACCUAGUGAUCCUUGCGUACCUAAUCCUUGCGGACUCAACGCUGAAUGUCGAAGAGUCGGUGAUCAAGCUGCCUGUUCCUGUCUUAAUAACUACAUCGGUUCGCCUCCCAACUGCAGACCUGAGUGUGUUGUCAACACUGACUGUCCUUCAACUCAAGCAUGUAUCUCCGAAAAAUGCAGGGACCCUUGCAUUGGAUCUUGCGGACAAGACGCAGAAUGUCGGGUACAGAACCACAUUCCUACAUGUCUUUGCCGUGAAGGAUUCACUGGAGAUGCCUUUACGCUCUGUUCCCAAAUCAUGGAGCCGAAACAACCAGAAGAUCCUUGCAACCCUUCACCUUGUGGAGCGAACGCUCUCUGCAAAUCAGGAGUCUGUACUUGUCUGCCUGAAUACCAAGGCGAUCCUUACGUCUUUUGUCGUCCGGAAUGUACCAUGAAUUCAGACUGUCCUCGCACUAAGUCUUGCAUGAACCAACGUUGUGUCGAUCCGUGCCCUGGAACCUGUGGUACUGAUGCUCUUUGCAAUGUCGUCAAUCACAUCCCGAUGUGCAGCUGCUCAUCAGGAACCACUGGCAAUCCGUUCUUCGCCUGCAGACCAGUGAAGGAAGACACUACUCCGAAGGAACCAUGCUCUCCGUCACCUUGCGGACCUAACAGCAUUUGUCGCGUUGUUGAAGAUCAUGCUGUGUGCUCUUGCUCACCAGGAUUCGUCGGUAGCCCUCCAGGUUGCAGACCUGAGUGUGUCACCAGUGCAGAGUGUCCUCUUACUCGCGCUUGCUUAAACAACAAGUGCCAGGACCCUUGCCCAGGAACUUGUGGACAAAAUGCUAAGUGCCAAGUUGUCAAUCAUAAUCCAAUUUGCAGCUGCUUGGAAGGCAAUACUGGUGAUCCUUUCACUAGAUGUUACUUAUUACCAGUGGAUACGCCUCCGGAACCAGUAAAUCCAUGUCAACCAUCUCCUUGUGGUCCCAACUCUGAAUGCAACGUCCGUGGAAACAGCCCAGCCUGUUCCUGUGCUCAAAAUUACAUCGGUCAGCCACCAAACUGCCGACCUGAGUGUACCAUAAACCCAGAAUGUCCCUCAAACCUCGCGUGUAUUCAACAAAAGUGCCGUGAUCCUUGUGCUGGACUCUGUGGAAUUUCCGCAACUUGUUCAGUAGUGAACCACCAUGCAGUCUGCGCUUGUUCUGAAGGAUUCACCGGAGAUCCGUUCAGCAGCUGUAUUCCUGCACCAAAGGAACCCCCGAAGGAGAUGAGACGACCUUGCUCACCAUCACCCUGUGGCACUAAUGCAGUCUGUCGUGAGCAAAACGGUAUUGGAUCCUGCUCAUGCCUCCCCGACUACAUCGGUGACCCCUACGAAGGCUGCAGACCUGAGUGUGUUAUCAACUCAGACUGUCCCACAAACUUUGCCUGUAUACGGACCAAGUGUCGAGACCCGUGUCCUGGAACCUGCGGUCCCAAUGCCCAGUGCCAGACGAUAAACCACCUGGCGUCCUGUACCUGUUCGACAGGUUUCUCCGGAGACCCGUUCAGAUAUUGCAGCCCAGCGCCUCUGAUAACUCAGCCCUCAAUCACAGAGCUCUGCUCGCCCAGUCCUUGUGGUCCCAACAGUCAAUGCCGGGUUAUCAACAACCAAGCCGUUUGUUCUUGCUUACCUGAAUACAUCGGUUCUCCACCUGGCUGCCGGCCCGAAUGUACUGUCAGUUCCGAGUGUCCUCGGAACCGCGCUUGUAUUAACAGAAAAUGUGAUAAUCCAUGUCCGAGACCUUGCGGUAGAAAUACUGACUGCAUUGUCAUGAACCACAGUCCCAUUUGUACCUGCAGGAACGGUUUUGCCGGCGAUCCAUUCACUUCCUGUUUCGCAGCUCCACCCCCGAGCCCAGUUGAAACCCAGAAUCCUUGUGUACCAUCGCCAUGUGGACCUAACUCUAUAUGUCGCGACUCUAAUGGACCCUCUUGCUCAUGUCUGCCUUCUUUCAUCGGUUCUCCACCAAACUGCAGACCUGAAUGUACGAUUAGCGCGGAUUGUCCUGUUAAUCAAGCUUGCAUGCGUUCUAAAUGCCGCGAUCCUUGUCCCGGAUCUUGCGGCAUUCAGGCGCAGUGCGAGGUUGUUAACCAUACGCCUAUCUGCACCUGCCCUCAAGGAUUUACUGGUGAUCCCUUCAGCAGUUGCAUCAUCCAGCCACCAAUGGAUGAACUACCUCAAGACCCGUGUAACCCUUCGCCUUGCGGAGCAAACACCCGUUGUCAGCAAGGAGUUUGCACCUGUUUACCUGAAUACAUCGGAGAUCCCUACUUUGGAUGCAGACCCGAGUGCCUUUUGAACAAUGACUGUCCUCAAAACCAAGCUUGCAUUCGUAAUAAGUGCAAAGAUCCUUGUCCAGGAACUUGCGGCCAAAACGCUGUAUGUAACGUCUAUAACCACGUCCCUAUGUGUACUUGCCCUUCAGGAAUGGCAGGCAAUGCUUUUGUCAUGUGUUCUCAAGUCACUGUGCCUCAAGUAACCGAUCCAUGCAACCCGUCGCCCUGCGGUCCGAACAGCAAGUGUCGGCAGAGUAACGGACAUGCUACUUGCACUUGCAUCACUGGGUUCAUUGGAAGUCCUCCUAGCUGCAGACCAGAGUGUGCUAUCUCGUCAGAAUGUCCUUUGACCGAAGCCUGUAGCAAUCAGAAGUGUAGGAACCCCUGUCAGGGUGCUUGCGGACUGCAAGCAACCUGUAAUGUUAUCAAUCAUAACCCUAUUUGCAGUUGUCCUUCGUCAAUGACCGGAGAUCCGUUUGUGCAAUGCCAAAUGACUCCUGAAGAACCAGUUAAGCCAAUUAAUCCAUGCCAACCUUCACCUUGUGGCCCAAAUGCAGAGUGUCGGGUGAUAAAUGACUCUCCAUCGUGCUCCUGUCUCCCAGAAUUUACCGGAACUCCACCAAAUUGUCGGCCCGAGUGCAUUAGCAACGGCGACUGCUCCAAUAACCUUGCGUGUAUUAGACAGAAGUGUAGAGAUCCUUGUCCUGGAUCUUGUGGUGCUAAUGCAGAAUGUCGGGUCGUCAGUCACACACCAAUGUGUGUCUGUACAACUGGAUUCACCGGUGAUCCUUUCACUCAGUGUACUCCAGCGCAAUUUGACCAGCCAGUGCCGACGAAUCCUUGUUCACCAUCACCCUGUGGCUCUAACGCAGAGUGUCGAGUCCAGCAGAAUGCCGGAUCUUGCUCUUGCUUCCCCGGAUACAUUGGAAACCCCUACGAAGGCUGCAGACCCGAGUGUGUUUUGAAUUCUGACUGCUCCGCAAACCUAGCUUGCAUUAGUUCCAAAUGCAGAGACCCUUGCCCGGGUACUUGCGGUCAGAAUGCUGUUUGUCAGGUGGUGAACCACCUGCCGACAUGCUCUUGCAUUGAUAGAUACACUGGAGAUCCUUUCAGAUUCUGUAAUUUUAUUUCACCAACAGAAGUAGAAAACACAGGCAACGCUUGUCGACCUUCACCUUGCGGGCCUUACAGUCAGUGUCGCGAGUCAAACGGGCAAUCUGUCUGCUCCUGCUUGCCAGGAUACAAUGGCAGCCCACCGGGAUGUCGACCUGAGUGUACAACGAGUUCAGAUUGCGCUUUAAAUCGCGCUUGCGUUAGUUUGAAAUGCAUUGACCCUUGUCCUGAACCUUGCGGAAGACAGGCUACGUGUAGAGUCGUCAACCACAGCCCUAUUUGUUCAUGUAACCUCGGAUUUACUGGAGAUGCGUUCACCAUUUGCUUCCCUAUUCCACAAUCAACGGAGAUCGAAAGACCUCGAGAUCCAUGUUUCCCAUCGCCAUGCGGACCAAACUCUCAGUGCAGAAACGCUAACGGCAGCCCAGCUUGCUCGUGUUCAACAGGCUACAGCGGAAGUCCGCCCAAUUGUCGUCCUGAAUGUGUCAUAAACUCGGAGUGUCCAAGCGAUCGCGCUUGCAUGAGCGAGAAGUGUAGGGAUCCUUGUCCUGGGUCCUGUGGGCAGAAUGCUGUGUGUUCAGUCUACAACCACGUUCCAGUUUGCUCGUGUAUCGAAAGUUACACCGGAGAUCCCUUCACCGGGUGCUUCUAUCAACAACCAACAGCACCUACGGUCACUGAUCCUUGUAAUCCAUCACCAUGUGGUUCAAACGCUCAAUGUAACAACGGAUUCUGUUCUUGCCUGCCCAAUUACUUUGGUGACGCCAAUUCUGGCUGUAGACCUGAGUGUGUCUUGAACAAUGACUGUCCUCAAGAUCGCGCUUGCGUGAGAAACAAGUGUAUUGACCCCUGUCCAGGUACUUGUGGUCAAAACGCCCAAUGCACAGUUUUCAAUCACAUCCCCAUGUGUACCUGUCUCGCCGGAAUGGCUGGAAAUGCUCUAGUAUCUUGCCAACCAGUCCAAGCUCCUCCAGAAACCAGACCAUGUAGUCCCUCACCUUGCGGACCCAACAGCAUUUGCCGUCCAGUUAACGGGCAAUCCGUUUGUAUCUGUGCUCCAGAAUACUUAGGAAGCCCUCCGACAUGUCGACCUCAAUGUCUAGUCAGUUCAGAUUGUCCUCGUAACGAGGCAUGUACGAAUCAGCGCUGUCGUGAUCCUUGUCCUGGUACCUGCGGCUUAGAAGCGCGGUGCGAAGUCAUCAAUCACAAUCCCAUUUGUUCCUGUCAGGAAGGUUUCACUGGAGAUCCAUUCACACGUUGUACCUUUAUCCAAAACACCCCAACUUCGCCACCAGAAAAUCCUUGCCAACCAUCACCGUGCGGCAUGAAUGCCGAGUGUCGUGUUAUAAACGACUCCCCAUCUUGCUCCUGUUUGCCUGAAUUUAUAGGUUCGGCUCCAAAUUGCCGUCCCGAGUGCAUAAGCAACUCAGAGUGUCCCAGCAAUAAGGCGUGUGUCAAUCGAAAGUGUCGAGACCCUUGUCCAGGGUCCUGCGGUAUCAACACUGAGUGCCGAGUAGUUAGUCAUACUCCAAUGUGCGUUUGCCUCCCGGGACAAACUGGUGAUCCUUUCACUGGUUGUCAGCCAGUAUCAUCAUCACAACCACCCGUAAACUUAGAAUCGCCCUGCAUACCCUCGCCCUGUGGCGCCAACGCGGUCUGCAAAGAGUCAAACGGCGCUGGAUCUUGCUCCUGUCUGGCCGACUACAUUGGGAAUCCAUACGAAGGCUGUAGACCCGAAUGUGUAAUAGACUCCGACUGCCCAUCUUACCAGAGUUGCUCUAGAUCAAAGUGCCGUGACCCUUGUCCCGGCGCUUGUGGCCAGAACGCCGAUUGCAUUCCCAUCAACCACUCGCCCUCUUGUACCUGUCGACCGGCCUUCACUGGUGACCCGUUCACUUACUGCACCCCGUUAUCGACCAAUCCAAUAGACAGCGAUAGACCAAGGGAACCUUGUAACCCGUCACCCUGUGGGCCCAAUAGCCAAUGCCGAGUGAAUAAUGGACAGCCAGUUUGCACUUGCUUGCCAAACUACAUCGGUAGCCCACCAGGAUGCCGUCCCGAGUGUGUCGCCUCCUCCGAAUGUCCCUCCCAGCUGGCUUGCAUCAACCAAAAAUGCGAGAACCCGUGCCCCGCACCCUGUGGACUUAACACCAAGUGUGUCGUCGUUAACCACAGCCCAAUUUGCAGUUGUAUGUCGGGAUACAGCGGCGACCCAUUCACCCGAUGCACUCUCAUACCACCACCAACUGAACCAAAUGACCAAGUACCUAGAGACCCAUGUGCGCCCUCACCUUGCGGAAGUUUCUCUUACUGUCGCAAUAUUGGUGGAUCUCCAGCUUGCACCUGUCGAGAAGGGUACGUCGGUCAGCCUCCCAAUUGUAGGCCCGAAUGCUCUAUCAACUCUGAGUGUCCAAGCAACGAGGCAUGUAUCAACGAAAAAUGCCGUGACCCAUGUCUUGGAUCUUGUGGGUUCAACGCUAUGUGCUCGGUUUCUAACCACAUACCAAUCUGCACCUGUCCUGAAGGAUUUACCGGAGAUCCGUUUACUACCUGCAACGUUCAACCAGUCAACCAACCUAUUGAACCGCUAGACAAGUGCAACCCGUCGCCAUGUGGGUCCAAUGCUCAAUGCAACGACGGUCAGUGUACCUGCUUGCCUGAAUUCCAAGGAAACCCCUACACUGGGUGUAGACCUGAAUGCGUUCUUAAUACGGACUGUUCAAGAGAUCGCGCUUGCUGGAGGAACAAAUGUAGAGAUCCUUGUCCAGGAACCUGUGCUACUAACGCCGAUUGCGCGGUAAUUAAUCACGUUCCAAUGUGCAGUUGUCCUCCAGGAAUGACUGGUAACGCUUUCAGUCAGUGCUUGCCUAUCCAGGCUACUGUUCCGGCUAAUCCUUGCAGCCCGUCACCUUGUGGGCAGAACAGUGAAUGUCGAGUCAUAAAUGGUCAGGCGGUUUGUUCUUGUAUCCGAGGAUACUUGGGCAGUCCACCAACUUGCAGACCCGAGUGUAUCGUCAGCACGGACUGUCCGCCGAAUGAAGCUUGCUUCAAUCAAAAGUGUCAAGAUCCAUGUCAAGGAACUUGUGGAGUCGGAGCGACAUGCCAAGUAAUCAAUCACAAUCCGAUCUGUAGUUGUCUGCCAAGAUUCUCCGGUGAUCCGUUUGUAAGAUGCACUCCGAUACCAGAAGAUCCACCAGUGCCUCAAAAUCCAUGCCAACCUUCGCCUUGCGGACCCAAUGCUCAGUGCCAAGUGAUUAACAACUCUCCAUCGUGUUCUUGUCUUGCAGAGUUUACUGGUUCUCCACCAAACUGCCGUCCUGAAUGCGUUAGCAACAGUGAAUGUGCUUCAAAUUUGGCUUGCAUCAACCAGAAAUGUAAGAACCCUUGCAUUGGAUCCUGUGGAGCUGAUUCAGACUGUCAUGUCGUCAGUCAUACGCCGAUGUGUGUCUGCAGGACAGGAUUUACUGGUGAUCCAUUCACUCAGUGUAUUCUGCAACAAACACCACCAUCAACAGCGCCAGAAACUCCUUGCACUCCAUCACCAUGCGGUCCUAACGCCGUUUGCAAGGAACAGAACGGUGCUGGAUCUUGCUCAUGCUUGCCAGAGUAUACAGGAAAUCCUUACGAAGGUUGCAGACCCGAAUGUAUUGUAAACUCAGACUGCGCUUCAAACAUGGCUUGCAUCAGGUCGAAAUGCAGAGAUCCGUGUCCAGGUACUUGUGGCAUGAAUGCCGAAUGUCGGGUGAUGUAUCAUCUACCUCAGUGUUCUUGCUUCCAAGGGUACACUGGGGAUCCCUUCAGUUUCUGCAGUGUCCUCGCAGAUGAGCAGCCGCCUACAGAUCCUUGCAGCCCAUCACCUUGUGGACCUAACAGUCAAUGUCGCGUGAUCAACACCCAACCUGUGUGUACUUGUCUUCCAGAAUACAUCGGCAGCCCACCUGGAUGUCGUCCAGAGUGUACAGUCAGCUCUGAAUGUCCUACCAACCGCGCUUGUGUCAAUAGGAAGUGCUCAGACCCUUGUCCUGGCACUUGUGGAUUCAACACCAGGUGUGAGAUCAUCAACCACAGCCCAAUUUGCUCCUGUCAAGCCGGUUACACCGGAGAUCCUUUUGUUAACUGCUUUGAAAUGAUGACACCAAUGGCAAUACCAUCUCAGCCAACGUACGUCAAUCCUUGCGUACCUUCACCGUGUGGACCUAAUUCAGAGUGUCGGGACAUCAAUAGCCAAGCUUCGUGUGCUUGCUUGUCAGGAUUCAACGGAUCACCACCAAACUGUCGACCCGAAUGUGUUAUAAAUCCUGAUUGCUCAAGUAACCAAGCAUGUCUGCAAUCUAAGUGUCGAGAUCCUUGUCCAGGAUCUUGUGGAGUGAGCGCUGUAUGUUCGGUAGUCAAUCACACACCAGUUUGUACCUGUCCUGAAGGAUUCAGUGGAGAUCCAUUUACUCGUUGCUCUCCAAGACCUUCAGUACCACCAGAACCUGUACCAUCACCAUGCAGCAGAUGUGGGUCUAACACUCAGUGCAUCAAUGAUCAAUGCAUGUGCUUACCUGAGUUCCAAGGUGAUCCUUAUGCAGGUUGUAGACCGGAGUGUGUUUUGAAUCCAGAUUGUCGUAGAGACCAGGCUUGUAUCAGAAAUAAAUGUCGGGACCCGUGUGUUGGAGUUUGUGGUCAAAACGCACUUUGCAGUGUUGUGAAUCACGUUCCAGUCUGUACUUGUCCGCCACAAAUGUCAGGAAAUGCUUUCGUGAGCUGUUCGCCGGUGCAAGCACCUCAAGAAACUGAUCCUUGCAAUCCAUCACCUUGUGGAUCCAACAGUCAGUGUAGGAAAAUUAAUAAUCAAGCAGUUUGCUCUUGUAUAUCUGGAUAUCUCGGUGCUCCACCAAAUUGUCGUCCUGAGUGUGUCAUCAGCUCGGAUUGUACUGCUAAUAUGGCUUGCAGCAACCAGAAGUGCAUUGACCCAUGUCCAGGAACUUGUGGAAUUCGCGCUCAGUGCAACGUUGUUAAUCACAAUCCAAUUUGCAGUUGUCUUGCUGAUUUAACUGGAGAUCCAUUUGUGAUGUGUGUGCCAAUUCCUCAGGAACCAGAAGCUCCAAAAAACCCAUGUCAGCCGUCACCAUGCGGUCCAAAUGCUUUCUGUCAAGUGAUCAAUAAUUUACCAUCCUGUUCUUGCUUGCCUGAAUUCAGCGGCAUUCCUCCAAACUGCAGACCAGAGUGUGUGAGUAACAGCGAGUGUUCCACGAACUUGGCGUGUAUUAACCAGAAGUGUCGGGACCCAUGUCCUGGAUCUUGUGGUGCUAAUGCAGAAUGUCGAGUGAUAAGUCACACUCCAAUGUGUGUCUGCAUGGCAGGAUUCACUGGUGAUCCAUUUACCCAAUGUUCCAUCAAACAAAUGGAUCCAAUUCCAGACGUCCAAGCUACUCCAUGCAUUCCUUCGCCCUGUGGUAGCAACGCUGUCUGUAGGGAACAGAACGGAGCUGGUGCUUGCUCUUGUCUGCCAGAUUACAUCGGAAAUCCUUACGAAGGAUGCAGACCAGAGUGUAUCGUCAACUCAGAUUGUACAGCAGAUCGUACGUGCAUCAGGUCUAAAUGCCAGAAUCCAUGCCCUGGAACUUGUGGACAGAAUGCGAUUUGCCAGGUAGUAGACCAUCGACCAUCUUGUACCUGUCAGCCAGGAUUCAGCGGAGAUCCAUUCAGGUUCUGUAGUGUUGUCCAAGAUCCUCCAGUACCAGAACUUUCAAGACCAUGUUCACCAUCUCCAUGUGGUCCAAACAGCCAGUGUCGCGAAAACAACGGCCAAGCUAUCUGUUCCUGUUCUCCGACAUUCGUUGGAACACCGCCAUAUUGUCGUCCUGAAUGCUCAGUGAGCUCAGAGUGUGCUUUGAAUCGUGCCUGCAUCAACAACAAGUGCGUGGAUCCGUGUCCCAGAAUUUGUGGAGUCAAUGCCAAAUGCAAUGUUAUCAAUCACAGUCCAUUCUGCAACUGUAACGCUGGACUAACUGGCGAUCCAUUUGUCAGAUGUUUCGAAGCUCCAGUAGCUCCUGAAAGCAAACCAUCGACUAACCCAUGCGUUCCAUCGCCUUGUGGACCAUUCUCAAUGUGUCGUGACAUCGGAGGCGUUCCUUCAUGCUCUUGCGAAGCUUCAUACAUCGGUUCGCCACCAAACUGCCGACCAGAAUGUACGAUAAACUCGGAAUGUGUCAGCAAUCUUGCUUGUCUUCGAUUCAAAUGCACUGAUCCAUGUCCAGGCUCUUGUGGAAUCAACGCUCAGUGCAGUGUGAUUAAUCACACGCCUAUUUGUACAUGUCCUGAAGGAUUCACGGGUGAUCCAUUUACCAGCUGUACUUUCAAACAACCAGUCCAAGACACCGUAGUGACUAAUCCAUGCGAUCCUUCACCUUGCGGAGCGAAUACUCGUUGCCGCGAUGGAGUCUGUACAUGUCUUCCAGAAUAUCAUGGAGAUCCCUACUACGGAUGUCGACCAGAGUGUGUCCAGAACCCUGAUUGUCCAUUAAACAAAGCUUGCAUCCGCAACAAAUGCGCUGAUCCUUGUCCAGGAGUCUGUGGUGCUAACGCUGAAUGCAAUGUAGUCCAGCAUAUUCCAAUGUGCAGUUGUCCAGUUGGAACAACAGGAAAUGCCUUCGCUAAUUGUAUCACCGCGAUAGAACCAACAACCACUAAUCCUUGCGAUCCAUCGCCUUGUGGACCAAACAGUCGUUGUCAGCAGACAAAUGGCCAAGCUGUAUGUUCUUGUGUCUUAGGAUUCAUCGGUCAUCCACCGGCUUGCAGACCUGAAUGCGUUAGCAACAGUGAGUGUCCUUUGAACGAAGCUUGUGUCAAUCAAAAAUGUCGUGAUCCUUGUCCUGGAUCUUGCGGAGUCUCAGCGCGAUGUCAAGUCGUCAAUCACAACCCGAUAUGCAGCUGUCCAUCUUCAUUUACUGGAGAUCCGUUCAUUAGAUGCAUACUAGUCCAAGAAAGACCUCCAGAGACCCAGAAUCCUUGCCAACCGUCUCCUUGUGGAGCUAACGCUCAGUGUCAAGUGAUCAACGACUCACCUUCUUGCUCUUGCUUACCAGAAUUCCUUGGUGCGCCACCAAAUUGCCGUCCAGAGUGUGCUAGCAACGGCGAAUGUGCCAGUCAUCUAGCGUGCAUCAACAGAAAGUGCCAAGACCCUUGUCGCGGAUCAUGUGGUCAGAAUGCUGAGUGUUUUGUCAUUAACCACACUCCGACUUGCAGUUGUAUGAAUGGAUUCACUGGAGAUCCGUUUGUUCAAUGCAACGUGAUGCCGCCUCAGCAAAUAGAACCAUCUCGCAAUCCUUGCGUACCAUCACCUUGCGGGUCUAAUGCCGUUUGCCGAGAGCAAAACGGUGCUGGAGCUUGUAGUUGCAUCCAGGAUUAUAUCGGCAACCCGUAUCAAGGCUGCAGACCCGAGUGUACUAUCAACACAGACUGUCCAGCGAACUUGGCGUGUAUUAGAUCUAAAUGUCAAGACCCAUGUCCUGGAACUUGUGGUCAAAACGCUAACUGUCAAGUAGUCUCGCAUUUGCCUUCUUGUACUUGCAAUCCAGGAUUCACUGGCAAUCCGUUCAGUUACUGCAACCAAUUACCGCCAGAAAUAGAUCCAAGCAACGACGAUCCGUGCAGUCCUUCACCUUGUGGACCCAACAGCCGUUGUCAGACCAACAACGGCCAGGCUAUGUGCUCUUGCGAAGCUCAGUUCAUUGGAAGUCCACCAAACUGUCGACCUGAGUGUACCAUCAGCACUGAGUGUUCAGCUAGUCUUGCGUGUAUCAAUCAAAAGUGUAGGGACCCUUGUGCUGGGACCUGCGGUAUAAAUGCUCAAUGUAGAGUAAUUAAUCAUAGUCCUAUUUGUAGCUGCCAACCAGGAACCACUGGCGAUCCGUUCUUCCAGUGCUUCCAGAUGACUGUUUCUGACACUCAGCCAACAGACCCGUGCAAUCCGUCGCCUUGUGGGCCAAAUUCACUUUGCAGAGUGAUUGGCGACACCCCGUCCUGUGCUUGCUUGAAUAAUUUCAUCGGAUCACCACCAAACUGCAGACCAGAGUGUUCUAUCAACCCAGACUGCACCAGCGACAAGGCUUGCAUGCGAGAAAAGUGCAGAGAUCCUUGCCCAGGAUCUUGCGGACUCUCCGCUCAGUGUUCAGUUGUCAAUCACACGCCAGUAUGCACGUGUCCUGAAGGUUUUACCGGAGAUCCAUUCACCAGAUGUUCUCCAGCACCACCACCAGCUCUUGCAGUACCAGAAGAUCCAUGCAAUCCUUCGCCGUGUGGUUCUAACGCUCAGUGUCGCAACGGACAAUGCUCUUGUCUUCCAGAGUACCAAGGUGAUCCCUAUGUCGGCUGUAGACCGGAGUGCGUUGUCAACGAAGACUGCUCUCGUUCUCAGGCUUGCAUUAACCAGAAGUGUCGUGACCCUUGUGCUGGAGUCUGUGGAAUUAACGCAGAGUGUAACGUCGUCAAUCACCUACCGAUGUGCAGCUGCCCAGUUCGCAUGUCUGGAAACGCUUUUAUCCAAUGCUCAGCAAUUGAAGACACACCAACUCAAGAUCCUUGCUAUCCGUCACCUUGUGGUCCCAACAGUCACUGCCAAACCGUCAACAAGCUUGCAGUAUGCACCUGCGUGCCAGGAUUCCUUGGAACGCCGCCUUCCUGCCGACCUGAGUGUGUCGUCAGCGCAGACUGUCCUCGCAAUCGUGCUUGUAACAACCAGAAGUGCAUCGAUCCUUGUCCUGGAACUUGUGGACUUAGUGCAGAGUGUCUGGUCAUCAAUCACAACCCAGUUUGCAGCUGUCCAAAUGGAUUCACUGGAGAUCCGUUUGUCCGUUGCUCGCAGACACCCAAAGAUCCUCAACCUUCGGUCGAUCCUUGUCAGCCAUCACCUUGUGGACCCAACGCUCAAUGUCGCGUUAUAAACAACAGUCCCUCCUGCUCUUGCAACCAAGAACUCAUCGGCAGCCCUCCAAACUGCAGGCCUGAGUGUAUCAGCAACAGCGAAUGUUCUUCGCACCUAGCGUGUAUUAAUCAAAAGUGUAAAGACCCUUGCCCAGGAUCUUGUGGAUCUAAUACCAAUUGCGCAACAGUUAGUCACACUCCCAUGUGCUCAUGUGUCCCCGGAUUCACCGGAGAUCCAUUUUCUCAAUGUAACUCCAUUCCUGCAACUACUUUGCCUCCAACUCAACAAAACCCCUGUGUGCCAUCACCCUGCGGUGCAAAUGCAAUUUGCCGUGAGAAUUAUAACACAGCAUCUUGCUCCUGUGCCCCAGACUUCUUUGGAAAUCCCUACGAAGGCUGUAGACCCGAAUGUGUCGUCGACAGCGACUGUUCCGCAGACCGAGCUUGCGUUAGAUCUAAGUGUACCAAUCCGUGUCCUGGUACUUGUGGCCAGAACGCCAUGUGCCAGGUUAUAAACCAUCUACCAACCUGCUCAUGCCUAAACGGAUACAUCGGUGACCCAUUCCAGUACUGCCGACUAGCAGAACAAACUCCAACAGAAGCCUCAGACCCUUGCAACCCUUCACCUUGUGGACCCAACAGCCAAUGCAGAAACCUCAAUAACUUUGCUAGAUGUUCAUGCCUUCCCAAUUACGUCGGAAGUCCACCUGGAUGCCGUCCCGAAUGCGUUUCUAGCACCGAGUGCUCGUCGACUCUCGCGUGCAUCAACCAGAAAUGCAGCGACCCUUGUCCAGGCGUCUGUGGUGUUGACGCCAGAUGUGAAACAAGGAACCACAGUCCUAUCUGCAGUUGCAGACCUGGUCAAACCGGUGAUCCUUUCGUUAAAUGCUUUGACAUUCCACAACCCACAGAACCAGUUAGACCAAUAAGCCCGUGCGUCCCAUCACCUUGUGGCCCAUUCUCAAUAUGCCAAGACAAUGGAGGCUACCCAGCCUGCUCAUGUCUCCAGAACUACAUCGGUUCCCCACCAAACUGUCGACCAGAGUGUUCGAUAAAUACCGACUGUAACCGAAACCAAGCUUGUAUUAGAGAAAAGUGCCAAGAUCCUUGUCCUGGAUCUUGUGGCGCUCGCGCGCAAUGUUCUGUUGUUAACCACACUCCGAUUUGCACCUGUCCAGUAAGUUACACUGGAGAUCCAUUCACCAGUUGUAACGUACAACAAUCACCACCCGAACCACCAGCACCCAACGACCCAUGUGACCCGUCACCUUGUGGUGCUAACAGUCUUUGCCGAAAUGGUGUAUGCACUUGUCUACCUCAGUACCACGGAGAUCCCUACUUUGGUUGCCGACCUGAGUGCGUACAGAACUCAGACUGUCAGUUUAACAAAGCAUGUAGUAAUAAUAAGUGCGUUGAUCCUUGUCCUGGAAUUUGCGGUCGUAAUGCAGAGUGCAAUGUCGUUAAUCACAUCCCAAUGUGUAGUUGCCUCGCCAAUUACGAAGGCGAUCCUUUCAGCCUUUGCCAACCUGUUCAACGACCAACAAGCAACCCAUGUGAACCUUCACCGUGUGGCCCUAAUAGUGUUUGUAAGCGUUUCGGAGAUCAAGUAUCAUGCUCAUGCCUUCCCGGGUUCUUUGGCAACCCUCCAAGUUGUCGGCCCGAGUGCGUUGUAAGCUCCGACUGCGAGCAAAGUCGCGCUUGCAUCAACCAACGCUGCCAAGACCCUUGCCCAGGAUCUUGCGGGCAAAGCGCCCUCUGCGUCACCAGAAACCACAACCCUAUUUGCAGUUGUCCGCAGAGAUACUCUGGAGAUCCAUUCGUCCACUGUUCUCUAAUGAAAGAACCCGUUGAACCAGAGAGCAACCCGUGCAGCCCCUCGCCCUGCGGAUCCAACGCCCAGUGCACUGUUUCUAAGAACUCGCCCUCCUGCAGUUGCCUACCCAAUUUCGUUGGCUCGCCACCAAACUGCCGUCCUGAAUGCCGGGUCAACAGUGAAUGCCCUACCCAGUUAGCCUGCAUCAACCAGAGAUGCAGAGACCCUUGUCCUGGUUCUUGCGGCAUCAAUGCCCUCUGCCAGGUCGCUAGACAUCAACCCUCUUGCUCUUGUCAGCAAGGAUUCACUGGUGAUCCUUUCACCCUAUGCUCAUUGAUUACCACUCGACCCGAGCCACCAGUACCAGCCAGACCUUGCAAUCCAUCACCAUGCGGAGCCAACGCAUUCUGUCGGGAGCGCUACAACACAGCGGUCUGCGAAUGCUGGCCAGACUACCGAGGAAAUCCAUACGAAGCUUGUCAUCCAGAGUGUUUGGUCAACACAGACUGUUCCAACGCCCUAGCUUGCAUAAGAACCAAGUGUCAGGAUCCGUGUCCAGGAACCUGCGGCGUAGGAGCUGUUUGCACGGUCUCCAAUCACGUACCAGUCUGCUCGUGUCCUCUUCCAACAGUAGGUGACGCGUUCACGCUGUGUCAAACUCCACCAACGAACAAAGUAUCAGACCCAUGCAAUCCGUCUCCUUGUGGACCAAACACCAUCUGUGAGAACGUCGGGCAGCGUGUAAUCUGCAAAUGUCUCCCGGGAUUGCAAGGCGAACCUUCGAGCUUAGCAGGUUGUCAUCCAGAGUGUGUAUUAAGCUCAGACUGUUCCGGGGACAAAGCCUGCGAGAACAACAGGUGCGUUGAUCCAUGCGCUCGUGGAGUCUGUGGAGCUGGAGCUGUCUGUCGUGCCAUCAACCAUAGUCCAGUUUGCAGCUGUCCUGUUCCGUUGAUGGGCAAUCCGUUUGUCGAGUGUUUCGCUAAAGAAGAACCAGACCCAUGCAACCCCUCGCCUUGCAACAUCAACGGGGAAUGCAGGGUUCGUAACAACAUCGCUUUUUGCGUAUACCCGGAAUGUCUCAUCAACUCAGACUGUCCACGCGACCGCGCCUGUUUCUCUCAGAGAUGUCGCGAUCCUUGCAUAGGUGUUUGUGGAGUCAACUCACUCUGCCAGACCAUCAACCACAACCCGAUUUGCUCUUGUCCUGCUGGAUUCACAGGUGACCCACAGAUCCAGUGUAAGGUUACGGCCAUUGAAGUACCAAAACCUGAAUGCACGAGGAACUCCGAGUGUACCAACGACAAGACUUGCUGGGAACAAAGAUGCAUGGAUCCAUGCUCGCUAGGAUCUUGUGGAUACAACAGCAGAUGCCAGGUGCUGCUCCAUCGCGCCGUUUGCGUCUGCAAUGAAGGAACCACCGGAAACCCUCAACAAUUCUGCAGAGAAAUUGGGUGUCGCAGCGACCACGAUUGUCCAGUAAGUCAAUCCUGCGUCAAUGACCAGUGUACUGACACCUGCUCAUUGAUGCAGUGUGGAACAAAUGCGAUUUGCCGUUCUGAUAGGUACCACAAGCCUCAAUGCGUUUGCCUCGAUGGUUAUCAAGGAGAUCCAAACCGUCAUUGCGAGCGUACCGAGUGUCUACAAGACCCAGACUGCCCGAACUUCUUAGCGUGUAACAACAGCAAAUGUACUGACCCUUGUUCUGGAUACUGUCCAGCAACAGCGCAGUGUCAAGUGAUCAACCACCGACCAGUAUGUCGCUGUCCUCCAGGAUUUGUUGGAGAUGCCCAAACGAACUGUCAAAGAGAUCCAGUGGAACUGCCAGAGUGUACGACUGACGCUGACUGUCCAAGCAAACUUGCCUGCUUUAGCGGCUCCUGCAAGGAUCCUUGCAGGGAAACGCAGCCUUGUGUCACCAAUGCCAAGUGUACUGUCGUUGACACUUUGCCAGUCAGAACGAUGAUCUGCGAAUGCGCUCCUAACUUUAUCGGCGACGCUACCGUCGCUUGCGCACCAGUAGCUCAUCAAGUCGAGGAGAUCUGUCGGUCCAACAGCGAGUGCAAGUCAAACAUGGCGUGCAUCAACAGUCAUUGCGUUAAUCCUUGCACCAUCAAUCCUUGCUCUAAAUCCGCUGAAUGCCGUGUGGACAACCAUCAACACAUCUGCGUCUGCCCUGCUGGAACCACCGGAGAUCCUUUCGUAGGCUGCCACAGCCACACUCUAACACUUCCUGAGUGUACCAGCAACUCAGAUUGUUCUUACAAUCUUGCUUGCAUCAACCAACAAUGCCAGAACCCUUGCUCUAACGACAGGUGUGGGCUCAAUGCUGACUGCAUCGCGAUAGGACAUCAUCCAACUUGUCACUGUCCUCAAGGUUACGCCGGAGAUCCGCAGAACCAGUGCUUCCUACCUGAAUGUCGGGUAGACAACGACUGUCCUUACGACAAGACCUGUAAGAAGGGCUUCUGUACCAACCCAUGUAAUGGCGACGUCAUGUGUGGUCGAGGAGCCGAGUGCACUGUCGCUGACCACCGAGCUCACUGCACUUGUCCUCAAGGAACUCAAGGAGACGCGCGUAUCGCAUGUAUAUCCGCGAUCUGUCACUACAACGAAGACUGUCCUGAUGACCAGGCUUGUGAUAGGUUAAACAGAGUCUGCAGACCUGCUUGUGACGAUGAAACCUGCGCAGAAACAGCCACCUGCAUCGCUAGGAACCAUCAACCCAAGUGCGUCUGCGCACCGGGUACCACUGGUAAUCCUUACAUCGAAUGCACCACCGAGCUCCAAGCAGAGUGUCGUGCUGACUCGGAGUGUCCUCCAUUGCUAGCUUGCAUAAACACGCGUUGUCAAGAUCCUUGCGUGCUUUCAGACAUGUGCACUUCAGAACAGCAAUGUCGCGUGCUGAACACGGCUCCGCUCAGAACUAUGAUCUGCGUCUGUCCACCGGAUACUUACACCAACGCAAACGGAAAGUGUCAGAAGAUCGUCUGGCAAGACGUCCAAUGUCAUGUAGACGAGGAGUGCAGCAACCACGAAGUCUGCUUGCACGGAAACUGCGUGGAAGCUUGCUUGGCUACUCGCUGCGGAAUCAACGCGCAAUGCAAAUCUACGUCGCACAGCGGAGUUUGUGUCUGCGCUGCUGAUUUCACCGGCAAUCCUUACAUCGAGUGUUCUUCUAAACCAAGAAAUCCUCUGCCUCCACCACUGCCAGAGUGUUACAGCAAUAGCGAGUGUGCCAAUGACAGACAAUGCAUCAACCUCAAAUGCGUGAACCCCUGCGUGGCUGGUGAUCCUUGCGGCAGGAACUCUCUUUGCCAUGUCGACGAUCACAACCCGAUUUGCAAGUGUCCUAUCAACUACAUGGGAGAUCCGAGAAUUGAGUGCAUUCCUCCAGCAAUAAUCCUUGGAUGUCUUUCCAACGGUGAGUGCGCGGGUACAGAAGCUUGCGUCAACGGACGGUGCAUCAAUCCUUGCAACUGCGGACCAAACUCCAACUGCGUCGUCGCAAAUCACUACCCAUCUUGCGUUUGUCAUCCAGGAUACUCUGGAAAUCCUCAGCUAGGUUGCACGAAAUUGGAGUGUGAAACAGACAAAGACUGUCCUUAUGAAGAAGCGUGCCACACUGGAAGAUGCGUGAACCCUUGUCUCUUGGAGAAUGAGUGUGUUAUCAACGCGGAAUGCUACGGAAAGAACCACCGUAGCGCUUGCCGUUGCGGUCCAGGUUACUUCGGAAACCCAGAAGUGCUUUGCGAGCGUGCUGAGUGCACCAGCAACCACGAGUGUCCUCAGAACCUCGUCUGCGAGAACAAACGCUGCGUAGACCCUUGCGUCGAUCGUUCUCCUUGCGCUUCCAACGCCAUCUGCUUCGUUAGAACACACACGCCAUCUUGCAGAUGUCCUGAAAGUUUCCCAGUUGGUGAUCCGUUCUCCUACUGUGAAAGACGUCCUCCAGUAGGCGUUGAGGAACCGGAGUGUCGCAAGGACGUCGACUGUCCCAGCAAGCUCGCUUGCAUCAAAGAAACCUGCGUAGACCCUUGUCAUGUCAUCAGACCGUGCCUUGAAAACGCCAGGUGCGGAGUCUUGGACACUGUUCCGGUUAGAACCAUGGUUUGCACUUGUCCAGACGGGUGGGUAACAGACCCGGACGGAGUUUGCCGACAAAUACCAAUCACGCUCGUCGGCGCUUGUACGUCUGACUCCGAAUGCGCUGACCAGGAAGCCUGCGUCAAUCGCAGGUGCAGAGACCCCUGCAACUGCGGUCGCAACGCCAACUGCUUUGUUCGCAAUCACAAACCAAUCUGUUCUUGCGAACAAGGCUACCAGGGUAACCCAGAGGUCGCUUGCUACUCAGUAGAGUGUCAAACUGACUCUGAGUGCAUGCCAGACAAGUCUUGCAUCAACAGCAACUGCGUCAAUCCUUGUUUAUUCUCUCCCGAAAGUUGCGGAGUUAAUGCCGAGUGCUUCCCUAACAACCACGUUGCAGAGUGUCGUUGCCGUGAUGGCUACAUAGGAAACCCAAGAGACAAGUGCCAUGUAAUCGGCUGCUACAGCAAUGGAGACUGUCCAAGCGACCUGGCUUGCGUCAACAAACAAUGUACUGACCCAUGUCUCCACGCUAAUCCUUGCUCAACCCGCGCAGAGUGUCACGUCAGAGGACAUCUGCCAACUUGUAGGUGUCGGUCCGGUUACGAGGGCAAUCCUCUGGUAGACUGUCGCCCAGAAGUCGAACCUGAGUGCCGAGUGGACGGAGAUUGUCCUUCACUAUCAGCCUGCUUCAACCAGAAGUGCCAGAAUCCUUGCUCAGUAAUCGAACCAUGUCUUAGUCCAUCAGAGUGUCGAGUCCUUGCAACUCUACCCGUCAGGACCAUGAUCUGCGUGUGUCCUCCAGGAUACAUCAGCAGCGGAAGCGGAACUUGUCAGCCUACAACACCUAUUGUCCAAAUCGGCUGCACCAGAGACAGCGAGUGCGCUUCUAACAAAGCUUGCGUGAACGCAAUCUGCAAAGACCCUUGCGCUUGUGGCAGCAACGCCAUUUGCAACGUCAUCAACCACAAGCCAAUCUGCUCCUGCAUCACCGGCUACGACGGCAACCCUGACGUCGACUGCGUUCCUAUCAUUGGAUGUCGCUCAGACAGCCAGUGCGCUGGAACCCACACUUGCGUUCAAAACACCUGCGUUCCAGCUUGCUCUCCUUUACUAUCAGUCUGCGCUAAAGGCGCCGAGUGCUAUGGCAUCGACCACCAAGCCGUUUGCGAAUGUCCUCCAGGCUACGCAGGAAAUCCCCGCGUAGCCUGUAGCCUCCUCGGUUGCCGAAGCAACUCAGACUGUCCUACCAACAAAGCUUGCAUCAACAACCGCUGCGAGAACCCUUGCACCAAGAAUCCCUGCGCUGAGGAAACUCAAUGCAGCGUUUACAACCACGUUGUUGAGUGUUCCUGUCCUCCAGGAUACGCGGGAAGCGUGGAAGGAGGCUGCUACAAAAUCAACGUCCAAUGCAAGCAGGAUGAUGAGUGUCCUUCCCAAACUGCCUGCUUCGAUGGAGAAUGCAUCAACCCUUGCACCAAGAUAGAACCCUGCGGAAUCAACGCAGAGUGUACGGUCCUGGACACCAAACCCGUUAGGACAAUGAUCUGCGAAUGCAUUCCUGGGUACAGAGGCAAUGCAGUAGUGCGUUGCGACCCUACGCGUGUUUGCGCUGUAGAAAAGGGACAGAUCAAGGACCUGGAUGGCAAUUGUGUCUGCCCACCUGGCACUGCUAAGAACGUCCAAGAUAUUUGCGCUCCUUGUCUUACGGAUCAAGGCUACAAGGUCACUCCUGAUGGAAGGUGCGAGUGCGCGCUGGAGCGCGGGUUCAUUGUUGAUGAUCAUGGAAACUGUAUCUGCUCUACGGAGCAUGGAUGGCGGCUUGAUCAUGAUGGUAACUGUUCUCCGAUAGUCCAGUGCUUGAUCGAUGAUGACUGUGCUGAUAACAGGUACUGCAACAAGAUCUCCAAGACCUGUGAUGAUCCUUGUCAGCCGUUCAACUGCACUCAGAACGCGACUUGCACUGCGAUAAGACACCGCAGCGUUUGCACCUGCAUCAAGGGCUACACCGGGAAUGGUUACACUUUCUGCGAGCCUUCCAAGACUAAAUUCAGGACUGAUUUCCCACAACCUGACAUGGACGCUCAGUGUCUUUCAGACGGAGUCCAGGUUCAGAUUCGGGUUCAGUCGGAAGGAUUUGAAGGUGUGUUGUAUGUCAGAGGUCGCAGCAAAGAAGAGCAGUGCAGGAAGAUCUUGUCCAUACCCAAGCAUGACAACACCCAGAUGGAGACCUUCAAGGUUAAGUUUGGUAACUGCGGACUGGUUCAUGUUAAUGGUGAAGCCAGCUUCGUGCUUGUCAUCCAGAAACAUCCUAAAUUGGUGACCUACAAGGCUCAAGCUUAUCAUGUCAAGUGUAUCUACCAGACUGGUGAGCAGAAUGUUACUUUAGGUUUUAAUGUCUCCAUGCUUACUACUGCUGGAACCAUCGCUAAUACCGGGCCGCCUCCGACUUGUCUUAUGAAGAUUGUUACUCAACAUGGCAGCGAGAUCCAGUCCGCUGAAAUUGGGGAUAAUCUUAUGCUGUCGGUUGAAGUUCAACCUUCGUCGAUUUAUGGUGGGUUUGCAAGAAACUGCGUCGCGAAGACUAUGGAAGACAAUCAGGAGAAUGAGUAUAUUGUCACGGAUGAAAAUGGCUGUGCUACUGAUCCUACGAUAUUUGGGGAGUGGGAACAGGACCAUGAGACUCAGACUCUUAUGGCGAGCUUUAAUGCUUUCAAGUUCCCGAGCAGUGAUAACAUCAGGUUCCAAUGUAACAUUAGAGUCUGCUUCGGUAGAUGUCAGCCUGUUAACUGUCGAGGAUACAAUGCGUUUGGACGUAAGAAACGUGAAAUUGGUAAUGAUUAUAACGACACAGCUUUGUCUGUUACUGAAGGCUUUGAUGGCCAACUCAGGGAAGAAAUUACGAUACAAUCCAAUCUGAUACGUACUGUUGAAAGGCGAGAGGAGAGAUACACUGCUGAUCCUGCUGAAAUCCCAGCAGCCCAGCGAGCUGAAGACAUUUGUGUAUCAACGACGGGCUUCAUAGUGUCCCUAGUAAUAACAGCUCUACUUGCUCUAGUAGCCGUGGCCAUAGCCGUAUCCUGCUGGCUGAUGGCCUACAGACGUCAGCCAAAGACUGCCGGUCCACUGCCACAUCCUCCGGAAUUUCCUAAUCCACUUUUUACAACGGAAUCCGUUGCUGAACCCUCGCCUGACUAUCAUCUUUCAUAAGUAGAUAGUAUUUAAUACAGAGAAAAGUUUUUAUAUGAACAACUUUAAUAUAAAUAUAAAUAUGAAUAUAAAUAAUUAUAAAUAUAAAUAUAAAUAUAAAUAAUGAUAAUUAUAAUUAUAAAUAUAAAUAUAAUAAUAAUAGGAAUUUAGAGGAAUGCAUUCCCGACCACUUCGUCCUCACUGGUCGGCAGUGUAUUUCGGAACGCAUUUCCUCCAGUGACUAAUUAGAAUUAUUAUAUUAUUUUGUUAUCUUUUACACGCUUUUACUCUUUAUUGUCUCGUACUCACAACGGUGCUUAAUUAGUUCAUAAAUUAAUAAUUAAAAGCGUGUUCGGGAAUCAUUGAUAGUAAUUAAUGGUGACGGUCUUCGUUUCACUAUCUUCCUUGUUAUGAAAAAGUUUACAUACUUUUUCAUCGUGUUUUUCUAUCUCUAGUCAAUGGAGGACUUGUCUAAUAAUAGAUUAUUUAAGUAAUAAUAAUUAUAUAUAUAAAUAAUUAAUUAAUUAAUUAAAUAUAACAAAUAAAUAAAUAAAACUAAUUAAUUAUAAAUUAUAUAUGUAAAUGCCACGGAGAAUUUUAUUCCUGUGCAAAAGUCAAAAUAGUCUAAUAGCUUCCAUGAUAAAUAAUGAAAAUUAGACAAAUUGUACAUUAUUUCUAAUAAAAAAAAAAAUAAAUUAAUAAA
Messenger RNA from Cotesia glomerata, 42562 nucleotides. RefSeq lists its product as uncharacterized. Lineage: Eukaryota; Metazoa; Arthropoda; Insecta; Hymenoptera; Braconidae. The transcript has 43 exons. Gene Ontology annotation, molecular function: calcium ion binding. The coding region runs from base 289 to 41880 and encodes 13863 amino acids. The record is from RefSeq and is a predicted model, not a curated record.